Messenger RNA from Cygnus olor (mute swan), 6777 nucleotides. RefSeq names its product forkhead box O4 (gene FOXO4). Gene Ontology annotation, molecular function: RNA polymerase II cis-regulatory region sequence-specific DNA binding; DNA-binding transcription factor activity, RNA polymerase II-specific. Gene Ontology annotation, biological process: regulation of transcription by RNA polymerase II. The transcript has 3 exons. Gene Ontology annotation, cellular component: nucleus. The record is from RefSeq and is a predicted model, not a curated record. Lineage: Eukaryota; Metazoa; Chordata; Aves; Anseriformes; Anatidae. Bases 30 to 1694 code for a protein of 554 amino acids.
GCGGGGCGGGCGGCGCUGAGGGGGCGCCCAUGGCGGAGCCGGGCGGGGGCGGCAGCGCCGCCGCCGCGGCCGCUCCCGGUGCCGCGGCUCCGGACAUCGACCCCGACUUCGAGCCGCAGAGCCGGCCGCGCUCCUGCACCUGGCCGCUGCCCCGGCCCGAGCUGCCGGCCCCGGAGCCGGGCGGAGCGGCGGAGGAGGGCGCGGGCGGAGCGGCGGCGGCGGCGGCGGGGCCCGGGCGGGCCGAGGGGGCGCGGGGGGCAGGCGGGGCGGCGGCGGCGGCGGCGGCGGCGCGGAAGGGCGGCUCCCGGCGCAACGCCUGGGGCAACCAGUCGUACGCCGAGCUGAUCAGCCAGGCCAUCGAGAGCGCCCCCGAGAAGCGGCUGACGCUGGCGCAGAUCUACGAGUGGAUGGUGCGCUCCGUGCCCUACUUCAAGGACAAGGGCGACAGCAACAGCUCCGCCGGCUGGAAGAACUCUAUUAGGCAUAACCUGUCUCUGCACAGCAAGUUCAUUAAAGUUCAUAAUGAAGCCACUGGGAAGAGUUCUUGGUGGAUGCUCAAUCCUGAAGGCGGUAAAAGUGGAAAAGCACCGAGAAGAAGAGCUGCCUCCAUGGACAACAGCAGCAAGCUCGCAAAAGUCAGAGGUAAAGCAUCCAAAAAGAAGCCCUCUCUCCAGUCUGCUCCUGAAGCCACUGCUGACAGUCCUGGCUCCCAGUUCCCAAAGUGGCCGGGGAGCCCGUCCUCAAGAAGCAACGAGGACUCUGAUGUGUGGAACACCUUCCGGCCUCGAACCAGUUCCAAUGCAAGCACCAUUAGUGCCAGGCUUUCUCCGAUCGUGACUGAUCAGGAUGACCUCCACGAUGAAGAGCUGCUCCCGUCUAUGGUGUACUCCAGUGCAUCCAGCAACGUUCCACCAACCGUGACCGAGGAGCUCGAGCUCAUUGACGGGUUAAAUUUGAUGUCUCCCAGCUCAUCUGUGCUAUCUACCCAGCAAUCUGCCUCCGGUGGUCAGAUCCAAAGAGAUUCCAGCUUUUCCUUGCGGAGCCCAAACGCAGCUGGUCAGACCACCACUUUUGGCAAUUCCCUCUUUAACCCUGUUGAUAUUUCACUGCAGAGUUCUGUCAGCCAUUUCUCCGGCCCUCAGACCUUGGAAGCUCUUCUGACGCCCAGCUCUCCGCCUCCAAGGGAUGUUAUGAUGACUCAGGUGGAUCCAGUUCUCCCACAGACUGGUAGCAGGAUGAGCGGCCGAACUCUUCUGCUCCUGGGUGGACAAGCCACCCAGAGUAAGAUGAGCUCAGGCACUCCGCGAGGAAAGCCUGCAGAGCAGCAGGCAGAACCAGUUGGUGCCAGUGUUUUGCCAUCAACGCUUCCCAUAGUAGCAUCUCCUCAAAACACUGGCAGCAUCAACAGUUUGAAGGCUCCGGUUUCUGCAACGGCUGCCCAGUCCGUCCAGCUGGGCAGUCCACCACUGCUUUCUUCAGCUAGCCCUGCUCCUCUGGGGCUGAACCAGGACAGGCUGCCCAUUGACCUGGACAUUGACAUGUACAUGGAGAACCUUGAAUGUGAUAUGGAUUACAUAAUCAACAGCGAACUCAUGGAUGGAGAAGGACUGGACUUUAAUUUUGAACCUGUUCUGUCUACUCCCAGCUAUCCCAGCACCUCGCAGGCCUCCAACCAUACCUGGGUACCGAGUUAACUUCAGGAGCACAAAAAGUGUCCUUCAGGUUUUGAACAUCGGGUUCUGACUUCGCUUCCCACCCCUGGCAGAGAAAAGAAUGGAGCAUGUUGGAUUCAGUUUCCCUGCGCACCACACCUUGGGCAGAAGGGGCUGCCCACCUGGGAAGAAAGGGCAACCUGCAUCUGGCUGCAACAGGAAGAGUUCUAAAAUAAUCCUGUUACGUGCCACGUCUCUUCCUACAAACCUGACCCUGCCUUGGAUCUUCUGGGGAAACCCUGGGCUGUGCAAGUCCAAAGAGGAGCCCUGGUAGAAGCCUUGGCCAGAAGCCUCUGUGCUGGGCAAUGUUUUCCCAUGUGAAGAGUUGGGUUUGCUGGAGGAGCAUCCCAAUGGCUACCCCCUCUCUCUGCUACGGCAGAAAGUCUCCCAGUGCCUCGGACUGGCGGAGGGCCGGCUCUGCUCGCGCUCGGCUUGCCCUCCGGGACGGAGUAGUUGGACGUUUCCAUUAAGCCACCAGAUGUGCACUUGGUAUCCCGCAGACUCGCAGAGGAAUUGGAAGAAGCGAACUGGCGGAAACCUUGUUGGGAGGAGGGCGUGCUGUUCCAGGGGUCGGUCUCGGUGUUUUCAGCGUGCCCCUCUCGCUGGAGCGCCCCUCGUUGUUCUGCGGGGAAGGGUGGUGGUCACGGUGCAGAAGGCUUCCUCUCGUUCAUCCGAGUGGAACGGGGGGACGUUGAGUUUUUCCCUGUGCCAACUAAGCCCCGUUGAAUGAGAAGCAUGUUUAGAGAAGUCCCUAUGCUGUGCUCAGCACAUUCCCAAUACACCAGGCUGCUGUACAGUAGGCACAGGUGCUAAUAGCUGUUUCUGGGACACAAAACCAUCGGUUGGGGUUUGUUUCUGAUCCCUCUUGCUACAGCAGAGAAAAGGAAAGCCUGGGUGUGGCCUUAACAGAGCCCUGGUUGCUUUUCAGAAGGGCAUUUUCUAUAGAUGAAAUAUUUUUUUACUAAUCUGGGAACUUUCUACAGAGAACAUGAAGCCAAUGUUAAGUGUGUCCCCUUUAGGCGUAUUGGGCAUCUCUCCCUCCGAGGAGGUACCAGUGACAGACUUCUUUUUCAGAGCUGCGUUAGGAACAAACACAUUUGCUGUUUGGUAAUGUAUAUGAUUGAUUGGGGGAAAGAAUUGGCAAAUCCCCGCAGUUUCAACCACCUUGGGGAAGGGUUGUACAUUAUUGUAAUCUAUAUGUAAAAGUAGCUGCAAAUUACAUAGAAGCUUUUCUAAACCUUUUUAAAUAUAUAUUAUAUAUUUUAAUUGAAAAUGAGAUUAUUGGAUAAAAACCACACUUGCUGCAUCUGUCCCCUUGAUACCAGAUAACACUACAGCGUGGGAGGGACAAGGCCGAAGGCGUUUUGGGCCAAGAAGCUGAAAAUGUCGUUAGAAAAAGUGGGAAGGGCACCGCGGUGUAACCGGGGAAUGGCUGCCCCUCUGCAACGGGUGGAAAGUGCCCGCGUGGCCUCGCUGUCAGCCACAGCUCCUUGGGCCCUUUCCUUGGUCGGGCACUCCCACCAAGCCAAGAGCACGGCGUUAGGGAACGCUAACCAUUAACAGCGCGCUUGUUCUCGGCUAAUCCCUUAAGUGGCUGGGCUGUAGCUGAUGCACCGAGAGAUUCCCUACUCUGCUGAGGAGAUGGUGUGGACUGGAUCACGCUAGAUCUGCUGACGCCCUGGGUAGCCCUUAGGGAGGGCGCUUUGUUGUAUUUGGUAGCUGUCUUUUUGGUUUCCGUGGAUUUUCGUUGCUGAAGUUGCUGCUGCUGGGGAACUUGGGGCCCGCAGGCAUACCCGUGGGGAUGUGUGUCACAUUCUGCCCCGUCUUUGUUCUUGCGAGACAGAAGCUAGGAGUCAGGAGAUUAGCUGAGAGCAUUAGCUGGCGUGUUCCUGUCACCUUAUUGGUGUUCGCCGUGGUAGGAGCUGUGGGAGAUGCGAUGCUUUUACCAGGUCCCAGUAAUCUUGGUCUGGCAGAAAGCCUCUCAAAUCCUUCCCGAAGGCGGUGGUGGCUUCUGCUGAGGCUUCUGUCAUGCAGCGCAAUUAGCCACGUUCUUCUACCACCUUGUCUGCUCUGUUCUCAUGGGUUUCAUUUCAUUUUCAUCUGAGUGGAGAUUGGAACAGGAGCGGUUUGUCUGGCUACCUGCAACGAGGAGUCUUCAACAGCCUUAUCGUUAGCGUGCUCUGCCAUUAGAGCCCUUGAGUAAUUUGAUAACCUCGGCUUUGAAGGCGGCCUUGGUGGCAGACCUCGUGGUGAUACGUUCAACACUUACCCACAGUCUGCACGUCUGGCCACACCUCACCGUAACAAAAACAAAACCAGAAAAUUAGAAAGUGCAAGACCUGGCAUCCCAGCCAAAGCUCUGCCGGCUUGAGCCGUGGAUGUGUGUUCUCACUGCAAUUAGUUCGUUGCACAAAUUGACAGACGGCCCUUCCACAGACACCUCGUGCCGCACAUGGCGCGCGUUGCACACGAGGAUCAGCCGGUAUGCUGAUUCAGUUCAGAGAUGUGGCGGGACUUGUGUUUUUUGGCACGUCUUGUGCCACUUUGUUCGCUUGGACCCUGAGGGGGGGGUGAAUCCCAGGAGCUCCAGAGCAAGUCGAGAGGCUGCCCAGGCUUCGCAGGCACCGACGGUGCGGUGGAUGGCAAGUGCAAGCAGGUUGGUCCCAUCACUUCACAGCUCCGUACCAAAGGACAGGAUCCCAGCGUGCGUGGCGCUGCUAAAUGCGAACCUGAUGCCUUCAGCGUGGAAACAGAGCCCGAAGUAACAGGAAGGGCAAUAUCAUGUACCCGUGCUUCAGACCUGCGUGUCCUUGGAGCUGUUCCUGCCUGGGCUGGCCUGUGGGAAGAGGUGGUCAGAGCCCUACGAUGGGGGCUGAUGAGAAACACUGUGCUUUUAGUAGGAGUAGGAGCCUCGUGCGCGGGAGCCUCUGCCCCCUCAGCACAACGGGAGCUGGCAGUGGCUGAAGGUGCUGGAGAGCGCGCUCGUGUCGAGGGCGGUGCUGGGAAGACUACUGGUGCUCCGGGAGAGCUCAGCGAAUGGGAUGUUGUGGGACAACAAACGGGAUGUUGUGGGCUCAGGCAGCCUCGCUCCUCGUUUGGGUGGGUGGCAGGAGGGUUUGGAUCGCAGGCGCAGAGGGCAGGGAUGCAGAGAAUUUGGGAGUUCUCCAACCCCUUCUUGAGUAACUUCCUCUUUGUAGGCCUUGACCUUUUCUAGCCUGGGACGUUUCCUCAAGUGACACAAGAGACUUUGAAGUUCUCAAACUGCUGCUUGCUGAGAGGAUGUACCUGGGAGGGGGCUUCCCCACUACUUGCCCUGGUUUUUCUGUUCUUUCCCGAAGUGUUUGCUACUGGGUUCAGCAUAGUGUCUCGGUGGGUCUUUGUUCUGAGUCAGCAGCAGCAGGCCCUGUGCUUACGGGUACUUUUUUCUCUAAUGAGGGGUUGGGCUGGGGUUUAGAGAGCAGCUCUGAGCUUGGUGGGGAGGGAAGGGGGCCGGCGACGGGGGGAGUGAUGCUCCUGGACAAGUGCCUGAGAGGAGUGGGCAGGGGACUGUAGGCACGAGGCCUUGCGCUGCGCGCGUUUUCCUUGUCCUCGCUGAGCUUGGUAACAAGUUCCUUCACCUCCGGGGGAUCAAACGUGGUCUUCCGCAGUGCGAAGCCACCGCGCAGCUCUGGGGCCUGAAGGAUUCUGCUCACAGCUGCCCGUGGAGCCUGGUAGGAGGCAGGCUUGUUGCUUUUAUUUACUCCUGGGUUUAGCUAAUUGCUUGAGCCUUCUUUACAACUUGAGCGUAUUUCACUGCUACCAGCUUCCUGUAAAAGCUUGGAAUAUUGGAAGUUUCUUGGAGCCCUUGAUUUUCGUAGCUGGUGCGUCUGAAAACACGGCGUCCCCUACCCUGUGCUGCUUUAAAAACAGCAGCUGGAUCGUUCUGGUGAGAGGAACAAAAGCAGUGGGAGCGUUCCAGAGCCUGUGUGUACUCAUAAGCGAGGCUCACACUAGAAGCAAGUAGCACUAAUCAAGUUUUCCAAAGGAAAUGCCUAGAAAGCUUUUAUAUAGUUCAUGAUUUGUUCAUUUUCUUACUUAGUUGCUUAUUUAUAGCCACACUCAAAUGCUCCAGGGCUAGCCUUGCUCCAGGAAUGAGAAACCUGUCUGGUGCCGCGGGUAGGAGUGCCUUGGGAGUGGUGUCCUGGGCUGUCACCAAGAUAAUGUGCAAGUACGGACCCAUUAUCAACAACAAAAAAGUCAGUUUGGGGAUGUGAGCACGAACAGGGAUGGCUUUGGCUUCGGGUUUGCCUCAGCUGCAUGCCUAAUGAGAAACUUGUUCUAAUUAACGUGGGGAAAAGCAAAUGAGGUGACUCCAGAUGCCUGAAAGAUCUGUCCGUGUGAAAGCUCGGGAGCGUGCGAUAACACAUCACUACAGUUUGUAACCCUUCAAGGAAGGGUUCCCCUCUUUUCAUUAGCCUUUGCAUCUCCCCCUGCGCCAGGAUGUGUCUGUAGCUGAUGAAAAACUCGCUGACGGAAUCAAAUCUCCAUCUGGCGUCACGGUGUAGAGCAGGGAGGAGAGGCAGCAGCCGCUGACGGUGGAAGAGCCGAUGGUUUGGGCGGGUGGUUCUCCGGGUGUGUGUCGGAGGGGAUGGCUGCAGCUGGAGCCGCGCUGCCCGGCAUGGCGCUACCCUUUGGCGCUCCGGUUCGGCUGCGUGGAUGGCAGGUGACUUCUCCCAAAAGGAGCCCUCUCCGUCAGGCACCGGGGGGGCUCUGUGGAAGUGGUGCCAGCACCGUGGGGGCUUCGCCUGGUGAGACCGCAGGAGGGCUUUCUGCAUCGCUAGCACAGCCGCCUGCUGCGUACGGGGCAGGCACCCCUGGCUGCCGUAACUUCCACCCCAUCCCCUCUGCACUCUUUCACCCGUUUCUCACAAGAAUUUUUUUUUACAUAAUCUCCGCUUUUGUUUGCUCUUUGUAGCAGUGUAACUUCUGAACCAUUACAGGCUCUUUGUUACCAUCUGUGCUAGCAAGACUGUAGAAUGUGCUAGACUAGGGGGGAACGUUUGACAAAUAAAAACCUGUAAUCCUC